UUAAACUCGCUGACGCAUCAAGCCCUGGUGAGCACUGACAAGUUUUGCGCCUCGUUAGCUUAACUGUGAUAGCUGCUGCCGAAGCGGUGAAUCUGCUCGAUAUGGCUCUUGCAUACGCUGAUAACCACUGCUACGGAGAAGCGCAUAGCCGGAAACGCCCCGGGCAGCAACGGCGCGAUUUCACCGGACUGGGCCAAGAUGGGCUGAAGCAGCCCGUUGACCUCUACCAGCAGCCGGACUUCCUCGACGUCCCUAAAGAGCACCAGCCAGUAUCCAGCAGCGCCAUGGGUUCAGCGGCUUCGGCUGGGACACACUUCUUUGCGUCGGGCGCCGCGGCUAUGCUCAAAUCGCUGCGCGGGAGCGGCCCCGCCAAGAGCAAGGCCCCGGUCGUGGUUGGCGUGACUCGCUCAGAAGAUGACCUAGCGUCUCUACUGUCGGGCUCGGCAAACGACUUUUCUUCGGCCUCUUCUUCCGGUCAGAACACGACCUCUUCGUCCACCAGCUCGCGACGCUCCGACUCCCCCUGCGUAACGACCACCGCCGGCGCGGCAGCAGGGCCCGCUGCCGCCUCCGACUCGCAGCCCGCUAGCGUCGAUGCCGUCGCAGAGGUUGACGAGGUGCUUCACGGCCACAACGGCAGCACCACCUAUGCCGGCAGCUGCAGCCGCCGCGGCAGCCACGCUCACGCCACCAGCGCCAGCGCCGGCGCACCCGCCGACUCCGCCGCCGCCCGCCGCGCCUCCACCCGCCGGCCCAAUGCGGUUUCCAUUGGCGGUAGCGGCAACGUCGGCGGCAGCGGCAGCGGCAGCGGCGCCCUGAGCUCGCUGCUCGAGUCCCCGAACAGCGUCUUCGCAAGCCUGUCGCGCCGCAUUAGUGCCCCUGCGGCGGGCGUCGCCGGCGGCAGCACCAGCAGCAGCCUACAAAGCGGCGGCAGCACCAGCAGCAACAGCAGCAGCUGGCAGCUCUUCGGAUCCAAGCCGGCGACGUCCAUGUUGUCGCCGUCGGCGGUGUCGGCGCCGGCGGCGCCGGCGGCAACAGCGACGCACCUUCACAGGGCGCAAUCGGCCCCCCUGGUGGCGGCGCCGCCGCCGUGCAAGGGCGCGGCGACGCUGACGUCAGCUUUGUCGGCGGUGGCCCUUGGCGGCGGUGCCAAGGUGGCGGCGGCGGCGAGCGCCGGGCUGACCAAGGCAGGGCUGGUGAAGGCGCGCAAGGAGAAGAAGGACUAGACGGAGCAAGGUUUCGCGGAUGGUUGGGCACGUGGUGUGCCCAUCUAGGUGUGUGAUGAAGUUACCGGGCAUAGCUGCGACCAGCGAUUGGUGGGGUGAGCCGCUGCUUACCGCGUGAUUGAGAGAGCGACAGCCCUGAUGUUGCCGUGUCAGAGCUGACUGUAUGGUACCUAAGGCAUGUGCGUUAGAAUCCAGGGCUCAAGAGCCGAGCGGCUUUGCACGCUUGAGUGCCCAGGGCGUCGCCACGAGCAUUCCCGUCUUGCUUUAUAAUUGCAUUUGCAAAACCACUGUCAGGAUCGAGAGGAGGCUGUUUGUUUUGCGUGUUUGGUGUGCAAACCCUGCCUGUGUGAACCCUCCUCACCUGACCCAGUUCUAUAUGGCAUAGACCCAUGCAUUCUUUUGCGUAGCACUGGCCCUGCGUUGCCACGAGGGGUAGAGGUUUGUACAGCUAGAUUCAUAGGUUGGCUUGCUGCAGGUUUAGGCACUGAGAGUGAGAGGCAGAGUCAUAGGGCACGUAUUCAAGGUUUGCUUAUAUGAUCGUAUGUAGCCGGUGUCUGUGAUCGGUGGGGUCACAGCAUACCGUAUGCCGUGGCUGCGGCUUGCGGUUUGCUACUUGCUUGUUUGUCCUGACUCACCGUCUCCCCCACGUCUCGCCAUCACCCGCGAGUCAACAGUGCGGGGUGUACGACAUUGUGAUUCCUACACUUAACGCUGACGCAGGAAGGGGUAGAGAGCAGCAGGAGUGUGAGAGUACUGAUCAGCUGCGUGGGCGGAGUUUGUGCCGUCGUUCGGGCUUCAGCGGAUGUGGUAUGUAUGUGUGGCUGUGUACGCACAAGCCUUUGGCUGGCAGCAGCAACAACGGGGGCAGUGUCGCGCCAUUUAGCCGGCACUGCAUUCCACCGGCACGAGCGUGUGUAGCCUAGGGUUUCGUGUCGUGUGCGUGGUUGCGUGUGGACUUGAGCAGCUAAGACUGCUGUGUAUCGCCUACUUGGUGUAGGAUUAACCUUGCUUGCUUUCGGCUUGAGAGAAAGGUGCGAGUGAGAAGUUGCCGUACAGUUGGUCGGUCACGUAGCGGGCAGUGAGGCAGUGACGCAUGUGAGCGGCACUGACCGCUGUUGCUCCAUAUUGGCUUUACAACGACUGAUGUGUAGUUCUUGUUACUCGUUGAGAGCGAGCUGGCUGAUCACCUGCGGGAGCGAGAACGCCAAGGCAUGUUCGGCGGCAGGCAAGACUAGCGUUUGGACCAGCUAGCAAGAGAACCAUCGGGGUAUCUCACAACUCGGGGACUGCGACGGCAGUCCAUUGUCCCAGCAACCCGCACUCGCGUAUUCGGUAUUCCUCCAGCAGUGAAGCAGCGUCCUCGCCUGGCCAGCCCUGGCCAGCUAGGUUAUGUCUAUGCCUAGCCUGGUUUAACACAGGUGGCUAGAGUGCAUGCGCAACCCAGGCGGGACAGGUGGCGGAGAAACUCAUAACCGGCAGAAUGACACAACAGCAGGGGGUAGUUCAUGCGAGAACCCAAAGCAAGUUAACCAAGUGAGGGGGGCGACAAGGACGUGUGGGCCGCGUCAGCGGGGACGAUGUGCCAUGGUAUGGUGCCACGGUAUUUGCUUGCAUGAUUGUAACACGUCGGCGGC
Molecule: messenger RNA, 2860 nt
Organism: Chlamydomonas reinhardtii
Lineage: Eukaryota; Viridiplantae; Chlorophyta; Chlorophyceae; Chlamydomonadales; Chlamydomonadaceae
Exons: 1
Coding region: 102-1226 (374 amino acids)
Source: RefSeq, a predicted model, not a curated record